UGCCUGCCUGAGGGGGGAAGUUUGACAGUAAUGCCUUCCUCACUCAGUAGUAGUUCGCUUCCCGCCGCAACAACCUCAAUUCACUCAGCCACUGCAACUGACUCAACACCCUCUCCAAUCUCCUGAUUUCUUCCUCUCUCGUUGACGGGCGAUUAACUCCCCAGCGCUCCCCUGACUCUCUCCCAUUUGCUUUUUUUUUUCUGCUUUUCCCGCCGUCAGCGCUGCCAGCGAAUCCGUUCUCCAUCGCACUACUUGCCUGCGACGACGACGACGACACGCCAUGGAACCCAUCGUCGAUGCCGAACAGGCGAGGAAGCUGUCGCUGUUCCGACCCCUUGGCUACCAGCGCAACUCUUGUGGCUACUGCAAAUCUGAUAAUGGCAGUGCCUCUUACUACACUAGUUCGGUCUCUGUACGCCCGGCGCAUUAUGAAUCCCUUGUCAAUAGGGGCUGGAGAAGAUCGGGGACACUGUACUACAAGCAGAACCUGCAACGAUCAUGCUGCCCUCACUAUACGAUGAGGCUCGAGGCCUCCGCCUUUACGCCCAGGAGAGACCAACGGAAGGCAAUCAACCGCUGGAACAAUUUUGUUCUAGGCCCCGAAUACAUCCGUAGAGCAGCAUAUCUCUGUCCCAAGACACGGGAGGAGAAGAAGCGUCGGAAGUGCAACUUUGACCUGCUCGGUGCCGUCCACGAGGCCGAGUACAGCAACGUGAAGCGGCCCAUUGACCCCAAGACAAAGAAGCACCUCGAGCCUGCUCAUCGAUUUGAGGUCAAUCUGGAAGGUGACUCCAUUUCCCAGGCCAAAUACGAGCUGUUCCUCAAGUAUCAGACCACGGUUCAUAAAGAGGAUGCCUCCAAAUGGGCAAACAAGGACUUCAAACGCUUCCUCUGCUCAGGCUUGACGCGGUCCCCGGCCAAUCCCGCUAAGUCGGACGAGAAGAAGCUAGGGUCGUGGCAUCAGUGCUACCGACUGGAUGGAAAGCUCAUCGCCGUGGCGGUACUGGACCUCAUGCCGACUGGGGUGAGCUCGGUCUAUAUCUUCUAUGAUCCGGACUACGAGCAGUGGGAGUUUGGGAAACUCAGCGCAGUGCGAGAAAUUGCCCUUGCGGUUGAAGCUCAAUACCAGUAUUACUACAUGGGCUACUACAUCCACUCGUGCCAGAAGAUGCGCUACAAGGGCACCUUCCGCCCACAGUACAUUCUAGACCCGGAGACCUACACAUGGGAUCCACUUGAUGGGGAACUCUCCAAGAAGCUCGACGAGCGGCCCUACGUCUCUCUUUCCCGGGACCGCCAAUCCGACAGCAACCCUGGGGACGAUCGCUCCGAAGCAGAUGCCGAGAUCAACGACGAAGAGGUGUCUCUAUUCGACCUGCACAUGCCCGGAGCAUUGACGAUGGACGAAGUCAAGGCUCUGGACUUGGAUCACUGGCUUCUUCUAGUCCAUGGAACAUUCGUACAUAUGAUUGACCUUGUGGGAUGGGAGAAAAUGCCUCUUGAUAACCCGCAAUCAGUCAAGGGGAUCAUUGCCGAAUUGGCGGCGGUGCUGGGUCCGGAGAUUGUCCGGCACAGUGCCGUGGUGCUCUUUGACUAGACCGGUAGAUAUGCUACUUGGCGGGCACUGUCUCUACGGAAUGAGGGUAUCACGAUGCACAAUCGAAAGGGUAGGCCCGUCUUAUUUAUGCCACUAUAUAUACAGACCGGUUUGUAGAAUCGAAUACCGAUAGACAGAAGGGGAGAAGAGAAAAUCCAAACCAAGCCAACAAUGCUGAAAAAUGCUUCAUAACCAAUGCUUUAUGUGC
Messenger RNA from Aspergillus ibericus CBS 121593, 1805 nucleotides. Its product is annotated as arginyltransferase. The coding region runs from base 281 to 1597 and encodes 438 amino acids. NCBI's taxonomy places the organism in Eukaryota, Fungi, Ascomycota, Eurotiomycetes, Eurotiales, Aspergillaceae. Gene Ontology annotation, molecular function: arginyl-tRNA--protein transferase activity. The transcript is spliced from 11 exons. The record is from RefSeq and is a predicted model, not a curated record. Gene Ontology annotation, biological process: protein arginylation. Gene Ontology annotation, cellular component: cytoplasm.